GUUUUUGGAAGAACAACCCGAACACAACUUUGAAAGUACGCAGCAACGGUUUCGUAUUCAUUGGUCGUUCACCUUCAGCUUCAAUCCACCACUAUAUCACCGCCAACAUAAAUAUUGUUUUAAAUUUUCAGCCUAUACAGGGAGAGAAGUUUCAAAGGGUAAAUAAUUUAAUUCAGCGAAGACGCUGAGAAAUAAUUUGCAAUCAUGUCAGAAGCCACCUCGUUAAACAACAGCGGCAAGAAGCUGAUGAUUUACAACAGUCUGACUCGCAAGAAGGAGGUGUUCACUCCGCAGAAUGGCAACAACAUCACCUGGUACUCUUGCGGACCCACAGUCUACGAUGCCUCCCACAUGGGCCACGCCCGCUCCUACAUGUCCUUCGACAUCCUGCGGAGGGUCCUGAGAGACUACUUUGGCUACGACAUUACUUACGUCAUGAACAUCACCGACAUCGACGACAAGAUCAUCAAAAGAGCCAGGCAGAAUUAUUUGUACGAAAAGUACGCAGCCGAGUUGAGUGAGCUGGAAACUCUCCGAAAAGAUGUCGAGGAAUCUGUCGGCCGUCUAUCCAAACAAAUGGCGGUGACCACCGAUCCCGAUAAGAAAGUCAUGUAGAAGACGAUGCUGGCCAAAGUCACCGCCGCCAUUAACAAAUCGGCCGAAAUAACCAUCAAAGCUGCGGAUGGUCUAUGCCACGAUGCCAAGAGCUUUUUGUUGGCGGAAGCCAAAGAUGUUUUGAGCGACUGGCUCGACUCCAAGCACGGCAUGGACGUUUCGGACAACGCCAUUUUUGCUUCACUCCCGCGAUACUGGGAGGAGGAAUUCUACAAAGACAUGGCCGCUCUCAACGUCCUACCCGCCGACGUGAUUACUCGCGUCAGCGAAUACGUUCCAGAGAUUGUCGAUUACAUCGCCAAAAUCAUGGAACGUGGAUUUGCAUAUUCGGCCAAUGGCUCUGUGUACUUUGAUGUUGCCAAAUUCGAUUCACAAAAGAAUCACAAGUACGCCAAAUUGGUGCCGGAAGCUUACGGCGACUCCAAGGCCCUGCAGGAAGGCGAAGGCGAUCUGAGCGUCUCCGAAGAUCGUCUGAGCGAGAAGAAAUCGCCCAACGAUUUCGCCCUUUGGAAAAAUUCCAAGAGCGGCGAGCCUUCGUGGGAUUCUCCAUGGGGAAAAGGACGCCCUGGCUGGCAUAUUGAAUGCAGCGUGAUGGCCAGUGCAAUUCUGGGGUCGUCAAUGGAUUUUCACACGGGUGGCGUCGACCUCAAGUUCCCCCACCACGACAACGAACUUGCCCAGUCUGAAGCCUAUUACGAUAACGACGAAUGGGUUCGCUAUUUCCUUCACACCGGUCAUGUGACCAUCCAGGGUUGCAAAAUGUCCAAAUCGCUCAAGAACUUCAUUACGAUCCAAGAUGCGCUGAGUCGCAACAGCAGCCGCGAAUUGCGCAUCUUCUUCUUGCUGCAUCAGUGGAAGGAGACGCUCGACUACAGCGACAGCGCCAUGGAAGAAGCCUCGAGCUACGAGAAAAUGCUCAGGGAAUUCUUCCUCAACGCCAAGGAUCUCUUGAGGAGCGGCCCGACUGCUGCCGCCAUCACCGCCCAUCAGCAGCAACAUUUCCAAAAAUGGAGCGACGCCGAGCGGGAACUCAACCAGCGGUUCGUCCAAGCCAAAAAUCGAGUGCGCCAAGCUCUCUGCGAUAAUAUCGACACUAAAACUUCCUUGGAGGCCAUCAAGAGCCUGAUUUCAGACUGCAACAAAUACCUAGCGCGGAUGAAACGAUCGGCCAACCGGGUGCUGAUCAAGUCCGUCGCCGAAUACGUCACGCGAUUGUUCCAGAUCUUCGGCGUCAUCGAAGGCAAGCAAACCCUCGGAUUUCCCAGCACUGAAUCGUCUGCUGGCGGACCAGGUAAUAAUGACAUUAGCGCCGAAGAAAUCGUCAUGCCCGUCCUGGAAGCGCUGGCGGAAUUCCGGGAAGAAGUGAGGAAAGAAGCUCGACAGUUAGGGGCGAAGCCAGUUCUGGAACUUUGCGAUCGAUUUCGAGAUGAUGUCUUGCCCAGCUUGGGCGUACGACUGGAAGACCGUGAGGGUCAACCACCUGCUUUGAAGCUCGUCCCGCGUGAUGAACUCCUCAAGGAGAUGAAACUUCUCAAGGAGAAACUCCUUAAGGAGAAAGAAGAGAGAAAGGAUGCCAGACAAGCUGAGCUAAAUCGUAAAAAGAUAGAGUUAGAAGAUUUGCGAGAAGCAAGGAAUGCCAGACGAGCUGCGUUAAAUCAUCAAUAGACUUUAUUUUAUUAGAAGAAUUGCGAAAAGAAAGACGAAAUGAAAUCGGUACGCACAUGCCAAGAAAUAAAGAUAAUAAUUAACUGUAUAAUUAUUCAUUUUGCCACCCAAUUGUUAUUACGUACAAGAGUAAUAUAGCUUUGGUGAAGGUGAAUUAGAUUUUAGAUGUAUUCGAUUCAACCAAUUACAAAUACAAUCAUUCAUAUGGAAACCAU
Daphnia pulicaria is the source of this 2495-nucleotide messenger RNA. RefSeq names its product cysteine--tRNA ligase, cytoplasmic-like. The record is from RefSeq and is a predicted model, not a curated record. Gene Ontology annotation, biological process: cysteinyl-tRNA aminoacylation. Gene Ontology annotation, cellular component: cytoplasm. Gene Ontology annotation, molecular function: cysteine-tRNA ligase activity; ATP binding. The transcript has 6 exons. NCBI's taxonomy places the organism in Eukaryota, Metazoa, Arthropoda, Branchiopoda, Diplostraca, Daphniidae.